GGCAAUGAGGGCUACAAGCGCUAUAAAAGCAUUGGCAAGAGACACGCGAGGAACGCAGAGUGUGUGGUUACCCCUAUAUCACUUCUGAAGAGACUGCUUGCAGGAGCGUAAAAGCGCACCGGUGAGUAGGACAAGCUUGGGACUCUCCUUUCCUUGGGUUGUGGAAUGUGACAGUUGCCUUGGGAGACAAUGGCACAUCGGAAUGUUUGCACCAUGCUGGUGAGGAAUCUGCUCCUCUGUUCCCUCAUAGCCCUGGGUGUCCAUUGCCUAGGGAAAAAAAUAAUUCCUGACGAAGAGAAGAACCCAGCGUACUGGAACACAUGGGCACAGCGCUCACUGAAGCAAGCCCUGCAGCUCCAGGAGCUCAACACGAAGGUGGCCAAGAACAUCAUCCUCUUCCUCGGGGAUGGAAUGGGAAUUUCUACUGUGACAGCAGCACGGAUCCUCAAAGGCCAGCUGAAUGGCCAGAGCGGGGAAGAGUACCGGAUGGAAAUGGACAAAUUCCCCUACGUGGCGCUGUCCAAGACCUACAACACCGACGCCCAGGUACCAGACAGUGCGGGCACUGCCACAGCCUACCUCUGCGGUGUCAAGGCCAACGAGGGCACGCUGGGGGUCAGCGCAGCUGCCGUGAGGUCACAGUGCAACACCACUCAAGGAAACGAGGUCACCUCCAUCCUCAGAUGGGCCAAGGACGCAGGAAAGUCAGUGGGCAUUGUCACAACAACGCGCAUCAAUCAUGCUACGCCCAGCGCUGCCUAUGCCCACUGUGUGGACCGAGACUGGUUCUCUGACGGUGAGAUGCCCCAAGAGGCAGUGGAUGCCGGCUGCAAAGACAUUGCCAGACAGCUCUUUGAGAAUAUUCAAGAAAUCGAUGUGAUUUUUGGUGGAGGGAGGAAAUACAUGUUCCCCAAGGACACGCCUGAUGUAGAAUACCCCAGCGAGAAACAGCACUUUGGCACCCGGAAGGACGGCAGAAACCUUGUGGAGGAGUGGAAGGAGAGGAUGAAAGAGAAGAGGGCCCACUAUGUCUGGAACAAAAAAGAACUUCUUUCUCUCAACCCCAACAAGGUGGAUUAUGUUCUCGGUCUGUUUGAACCCUCUGAUCUGCCAUACAACCUGGAGAGAAACAAAGAGACGGAUCCGUCGCUCACGGAAAUGGUGGAUGUGGCUCUGAAAAUCCUCAAGAACAACCCGAACGGAUUCUUCCUGCUGGUGGAGGGUGGGCGGAUUGACCAUGGUCACCAUGACGGCAAAGCCAAGCAGGCGCUGCAUGAGACAGUGGAAAUGGACCGCGCCAUUGGCCGGGCAGGCCUACUAACCAGCGUCCAUGACACCUUGACUGUCGUCACGGCGGACCACUCUCAUGUCUUCAGCUUCGGAGGCUACACGCCACGGGGAAACAGCAUCUUUGGACUGGCUCCAAUGAUGAGUGAUCGUGACCAGAAACCCUUUACAUCCAUUCUGUACGGGAAUGGCCCAGGAUACUCGCUGAUCAACGGCCUAAGAGAGAACGUCUCCACAGUGGACUACCGUACGUCAUCUUUUUUUACAUUAGUCGUCAUUUAGCUGACACUCAUAUCAAAAGCAACUUACUGACUAACUAUCGGAACAGUCUCUGUGGAUCACCUUGAGGUUAAGUGCCCUGCUCAGAGGCACAAUGGUGGCGGCCCCUGGGAUCGAAUUCACCUUCAGGUGUUCCAUUUGGAAGGCCAGAUCCCUAACCACUCGACCACCACCACCCCAUCUUCCUCAUCACCCAUCCUCUGAUGUCUGCAGACUUUACACUUUUAGGGCCCUAUUUUACACCUGGUGCACCGUGGCGCCAAGCGUGACGCAAGUCUUGUUCCUAUCUUACACCCAACGCAGUGAGGAUUUCUUCGCCAAGUGCUCGAGUUCACAAGUUGUCAGAUGAACAUUGCACAACCACGGGCGUGUCAAUGAAAAAAAUAGGUGUGGUCAGGAGCAUAGUCUUUUGCAAAUUGCGAUUUUAAUGCCACUAAACAUUAUAACGCCACUGUCCAAGAAAAACCUGGUCUAAAGUGAAAGGCGCAUGUAACAAUAAAGUGAAAGGCGCAUGACAGCACCAAUGUCAUUGGCAAUCUGAUUUAUUAUUUAUUUUAUUAGCACUCAUCCAAUGCAUCAUUGGCGCUCAUGCGGCAAAAAAAGGCUGCAUGGUGUUCUGUCACCGGUAAGCUUAUGUACAGCUUCAAGAGGCAGAGGUUUGAGUUUGCGUCAGCAGAAACAUAGAAACAUAAAACACUGUGAAUUGGAAUGUCUUGGACUACUGAAUAUCCCUGUUUUUAAACAUGCUGGUCUAAAACCUUUAGAAAAUAGACUUUUUUCAGAUUGCAAAUCGUUCGUGACCCCUCCCAUACUUUUGACCCAAGAACAACUGCCCUAGAGUGUAACAGAUGCACUCACCAUGAGAUCCUGUAUCGGCCUAUGAACCUAUCCCACCCUAUGAUUCAUGAGAUCCUGUAUCGGCCUAUGAACCUAUCCCAUCCUAUGAUUUAUGAUGCCCUUGAUUUAGUA
Messenger RNA from Alosa alosa (allis shad), 2535 nucleotides. RefSeq names its product alkaline phosphatase, biomineralization associated (gene alpl). The coding region runs from base 190 to 1569 and encodes 459 amino acids. Gene Ontology annotation, biological process: dephosphorylation. Lineage: Eukaryota; Metazoa; Chordata; Actinopteri; Clupeiformes; Clupeidae. The record is from RefSeq and is a predicted model, not a curated record. The transcript is spliced from 11 exons. Gene Ontology annotation, cellular component: plasma membrane. Gene Ontology annotation, molecular function: alkaline phosphatase activity.